Corticium candelabrum is the source of this 1639-nucleotide messenger RNA. RefSeq names its product probable serine/threonine-protein kinase drkC. Gene Ontology annotation, cellular component: cytoplasm. The record is from RefSeq and is a predicted model, not a curated record. Gene Ontology annotation, molecular function: ATP binding; protein kinase activity. The transcript has 2 exons. NCBI's taxonomy places the organism in Eukaryota, Metazoa, Porifera, Homoscleromorpha, Homosclerophorida, Plakinidae. Bases 24 to 1472 code for a protein of 482 amino acids. Gene Ontology annotation, biological process: signal transduction; protein phosphorylation.
UCUACGCGUCUGGCAGUUUGAGAAUGCCCACCGAGAAGUACAGAUACGUGCGUCUACCAAUAGAAAAUCAAGGUGAACGAGUCUUGACGGCCAUGCGGCCAGGCUGUCAUGCCGGAUGGUACUCUGAGAACUGGUCACUCAAAUACUGCUCUCUGUGUCCGAUAGGAAAAGUUGCAGUCGCCGGCUCUACAUCGUGUUCGCCGUGUCCUUCGGGUUUGACGACAAAAGAAGAAGGCGCCACCAACAUGACUAGUUGUCUAUGUGACGAAAGAUAUUGUGGUAGACAUGGAACAUGUUUUGUUGUGACGAGAGAAGGACAGCGGGCUGCUCAUUGUCAGUGUGAAUUCGGUUACACGGGUUCUCGAUGUCAGUAUCCUACGUAUUACAUCAUCACUGUCGUGGCAAUAGCUGUCUUGCUCAUUCUAUUGUGUCUCGUGGUCUUCCUGCAAAGAAUGAUCAAAUACAGACGAAUGAAACGAGCGAGAGAGAUGGAAGUGGAGGAAAUGGGACGCGUGUGGACAAUCGACGGAUCAGAGUUGAGGCUGAUCGAACGCAUCGACGGAGAGACGCCGGGAAGUUAUGGAAACGUUUAUCGAGCGCGGUAUCGGGACAUGAACGUGGCCGUGAAGAAACUAAAGAUGGUGAUGCGAGCAGGCAGACAGGAGAGAGAAUUCGAACGCGAGAUCUUAUUGAUGCGUUCCAUUCGUCACGCCAACAUCGUGUUGUUUGUCGGUGCAGGAAGAUUUGCAGCAGACGAAUGUCCUUUCUUAGUGUUGGAGUUUAUGCAGCGGGGUGCUCUCACUUCUAUUCUUCACGAUGAGUCGAUUUAUCUUGAUUACAUGCGACAGAUCACAUUCUGUUUAGAUGCAGCGAAAGGAAUGGAGUUUCUUCACAGUCUUCAACCUCCACGAAUCCAUCGUGAUUUGAAGAGUAGUAAUCUGUUAGUGAGCGAAGAAUGGACAGUAAAAGUAGCCGAUUUUGGUGCAGCCAGACUAGUCAAGGCUCAAAGAGCUAGACAAACGGUAGCACGACGUCGCGCUAAUGCCUUUGAAGCAGAAGAUCUUACGACGCCACUUCUCCAACCACACAGCGAUCUGUCACGCAGUGUAGGUGCCGUUUUGUGGAGAGCACCGGAGAUAUUUUUAGAGGAAGCGUACGGGACAUCAGCAGACGUCUACAGUUUUGGUAUCGUAAUGUGGGAAGUCGUUGCUCGUGGAUUUCCAUACGAAGAUCAAACGUUUGGGUGGAUCGAGGAUGUGAAGGAUGCCGUAUUGGCCGGGGUGCGGCCAACACUUACUCACGUUGACGCUCGUCAGGAUUACGUCGAUCUGAUGCGUCAGUGCUGGUCGUCUGAUCCCGACGAGAGGCCAUCAUUUGACAAAAUCGUCGAUCGUUUGCAUACCAUGCUUGUUACAUCAUCGAGAGGAGAUAGAUCACACGAACAUUUGGACAUAGAUGAAACAGGAGUAUGAUGGCAAAGAUUGAAUAUAGGGACACGUGACGAUUAUAACUGUUGAUGUUCUCGUCGUAGAAUUAUUUUGAGAUGAUUUAGAAAUUUGUGUUUGAAGUUGACCACCGUCAGAUUAGGUUUAGAUUACGUGUUCUCGAAUGACAACAUUUAGCAAUGUUUGAUGUGUGU